UAUGGCGGUGUAGAACACGUGUUAGAUACAUGGCACAGAAUAACUUUAUGUUUCAUCCACGUAGGGGUUGAAUUUGCGGGAAAUUCUCUUUAGAAACAUUGAGUUAAGAUGGGUAUCCAAGGAUUACAGGAGUACGUCGAAGCAAACUGUCCAACAGCCUGCGACCAAGUUGAUCUGAAAGCUGUUCUUCAUGGAAAAAAAGUGACCAACACAAGCAAGCCGCCGGUUUUACUUGUCGACGCAAGGAGCUGUUUAAAACAUCUUUAUGGACCCACCCUAGAUUGGGUUUGUGGAGGACAGUGGAAUGAAAUGUUACGAAAUGUUGAGAACUUGACAAGAUCAUUCCGUCAGCAGAAUAUCGAAAUUGUGAUUUACUUCGAUGGCGAAGGCGAUUCCUCUAAGUUGCAUCAAUGGAUCAAAAAUCAAAAAGAAAAAAGACAGUUAACGAGGCAAAUCCUCAGUCAUGUCAUGAAAUUUAGUUGUUAUCCUGGAAAAAGACUAUAUUUUCCGCCACCCGUUGUGGACACGUGCCUUCGACUGGCAUUCCUUAGCUGUGGAGUCUCUGUGUAUACCUCUAUGGACGAUCUCCAUAAAGAGAUGGCGACUUAUUGCCAAGGGGAAGGAUUAGACGGUGUCAUCAGCCAUCAUGCAGAUUUUCUUCUCUUUGACGUUCCGAAUUAUUUUUCCGCCGAUCACAUUAAAUUUUCCAAGAAAGACAUUACAACGAUGCGAUUCCACCGAGAAGCAGUCCUCGACGAACUGAAACUGCACCACGAUCGUCUAGGAUUGUUCGCUAGUUUGCUAGGUACGUCUUUUAUUCCAGAAGACAACCUUGGUUCAUUUUAUUGGAAUCUUUUAGGUCCAGAUCAUCCUUUAGCAAAAGUUCAGGUCAAGGAAAAGCAUCAGCCCAUCUUCCCAGCAAAUGACAUCAUCAUUUCUAGUGUAAUUAAGUUUGUAAGGAAUCUAGCAGAUGUGUCAAACCUUCCAUGGAUUGCACGUCAAGUCUUCCGAUCAGAAAAUGUUGACCUGGCAGAUAUCACUGAAAAACUCAGGAAGUCAGUGGAACAUUAUUCAAGUCCUGAAACAGAGGAAAGUGUGGCGCAGUCUCCUGAUAUCGGCCCAGGCCGCAAACAUAAUGAAUACCAGUAUCAAAAGAUGUGGCAACACUGGCAACAGCACCAGUUUGUUCCAAAACCUGCUACUCCACCACAAAAAAACACAGCAGUCAUUCUACCACAAAACAAUGACAACACAAAGCAAAUUCCAGAUAUCACCGAUAUACAGCAGAAUUUAUCCACACUUCAAGUUCAAGACUCCCCAGAAGCAUCUGUCAUGCAGACAUUACCAUUGUCACCCCCAGGGGACCCCCAAGACUUACAAGUUACCAUGCCACCCCUUUCACCUAACCAUGAAGGCUCCUUGCUGACCCAUCCCUCAGUAUCACCAUCAUCAGUGCUCCCUACCCCACCCUCCUCCUCUGAAACAUCACCAAUGAUGUGCAAAGCUGGGAAAGGAGCUGCUAAUCACACACCCUCUAAUGACAACAUUAAGGAAAGAGAAGAGCCCACAUUUAAAGGAGCAAUCCCAGGUCUGUCACAGCGUGUGCUGGAUGUCACUCUACAGCUUCUUCAAAAUGGGAGAAUGAUAGAAACAGUUUAUCAAGUUCUUACCAAAGCAGAGAUCACAGUUGACACAACUAUUGAAGAUGAGCAGUCACCUGACCGAAUGCCCUCGGCACUGCUCUUUCGUAAAGUACGUCAGAGGGUCUAUGGAAUCUUGUUUGACAUAGCCUCCAAGAGGAAGGAUGGAGGAGCUGAUCUAAGCACCUUAGCAGUCAAGGAAUGGUGUGUCUAUGGUGGCAGGAGGUUAGAUGAUCCUGACAUUGUGGAACCAUUAGUACUUGACUGGGAUGUGCCACCAUUUGAAAGACUGUGGUUCAGCAAAGGAGCUGCAGCAGACAACAACAGGCUCAAGGCUUUCUUGUCGUGUAUGAUGAGCGACACACCCAGUAUGACUCAGACGGUUAUUGUGCCUAAGAGAUUGGUUAUCCUGUGCUGUGUUUUAAGAUAUCUCAUGUCACACGGUCGUAUGGUGUUGUCAGCGCGAGAGCUGGAUGCUUUCCUUGCCCAAUCCCUGUCUCCUCAUUUAACAACAGAGUGCAAUGCUACAAACUUGAGAGAGAUAAAGCUCCAACGUGUAGACGCGCGUGCCGUCCAGCUUGCUUCCAUUUUUAUGCGCGGCGUUCAAGCUGCCAUUUUUGCCAAUGAUGCUUGUGCGGUUCCCAUUCCUUGGGAACUUGUUUGUCCUUGGAAUUACUUUGAUGGUAAACUCUUCCACAGCAAGUAUCUAAUGGUGACGGAAAAUGCCUCGCUUCUUGAACUGUGUGAUGGAAAGAGCGGACGAGUAGAAAAGCUCCAGAGAAUGAGAUGGUGCAUCACUGAAGGUUUACCUCAAGACUUCAGUCUUAACCCUGGGUUGCCAUCUGUCGGAUUGUUGCCACAUUUUCCAGGUCAUCGCGGCGACGGUUUGCUCCCCACACCGGUGCCUUUUACUUUUGGCCCUGUACCGCCAGCUCUUCAAAGUGUUCCGAUGCCGAACUUCUUUCCAGCUGGAGCCAAUAUCCCACAUCACAUGCAAGCGAUGGGCACAAACCUGAGGCGUGGGCGCGGCCCAAACAGCAAGCAACCCGUAUCUGGUCUGGGAGGCCAGGUAGAAGUGGCAGGUGUUCCUAUUGCUCGCUGGUCAGGUAACAAAGCAGGGCGUGGCUACAGCGAUAGGGAUCGCAUCGUGGUUGGAGGUCCAUCUAGCGUGGAGAUGGGCAGACCUGGCAGACGGGGCCGUGGGAGUCUUUGGGGUACCCGUGGAAAACGCGGCGGAGGUGCUGGUACCCGAAAUGUGACUUGGGCAGUGGAAGUUGAUAAAGAAUAUGACAGAAGCAUUGGUUACGUGGAACAACCAGCAAAACCAAAGAAGACGACUAAUAUUACUCAGGUUCGAGAGGGAGGAGAUGGUGGGAAUGACAUUCCCAUCAUGAAUCGCGGACGGGGUGAUGGCGGAAAUGACAUAGAGGCGCUCGUUACGGAUGGAUUAGCCACAGGACUUCCAGUGCACGGAGCAUUACAUGCACAUAAUCUGCCUGGACAGAUACCUGGCGUGCCUCAGUCCCCACAGAUGCAGUUUAACGGGCAGCCGUACAGUUCACACUCCCCAGAGAUGACAGGUCUACCAGCAGGAUCAGGUCUCGACAAAGCACCUGGUAGUCAGGUUCCAAUUAUCCUGGCCAAACCCGGCGACAUCCCUGCAAGCUUAGGGAGGGGGGGUCGGGGAGUGAGUGUUGGGAUGGAUGGAGAAAUGCCUCCAUUUAGUGUGCAACCAGAAAUUGUUGACUCUGGUGGAAAAGGAAGAGGUUGGUGGUGGGAAAAACAGCAACAGCAACAGCAGCAGCCACCUCCUUGAACUAACAAUCAUAGUCGAGUUCGCUAAUCUCAUUUCGUGCUCGAUUGAGACAAAACCUGCUUUAGCGACGAUAUUUUCCUGCCAAUCCACUCAUGUUAACUCGUAUCUCUUUAAUGUAUCAUUUAUUUUAAGGUGAAAUCAGGGGUUUCCGUAAAAGUCGGUUAUCGCCACCUGUAAGUCCUGUUACCGCUCUCUGUUGAGCCCGCAAGCAGGCUCUCGUGUUUGGGUUUCGCCUUACUGUCACUUAAACGGGCACUAUAAGGGACCUUUAGCAGUCAAGACGGCAACGCCAAAGAAGACAUAAAUUGAAAAAUGAAUUUCUAUUUUUAGUUGGAAUUUCGAAAAUGGCUGCAUGUGUUGACCGUUUCUUACGGUGCCACGCCUCAAUAUCAGCAUAGCCGUCGCGGCUUCCGUUUGCUGACGACGCAAAUUUUGGUGAUUUCUCGUUGUUGUUUUGCAGAGGACGGCUAAGAAAUGUACAAAGUUUUAAACCCACGUGCUGGUUAUAUUCAACCAGUUAGAUCUUUUAUUUUGCCACGUCCUCGUUGCCGUCCUCGUCGUGGUUUGCUAAAGGUCCUUGCUGCUUAUUUCACCCUCGGAAGCUGCUUACGGAACGAGGUUUCGAAACCUGUUACAUACGAUAAGGAUAAAUAUUUCAUGAAAUGUGAAAUACUUCGUAUUGACCACAGACGUUUGGUAAUAAUUAUGCGCUAUGUUUACCUUUUUUCUAAGUUGCGCUUUGACGCAGUUUUCUUUUCCAUGAUCAGAGAAUUGAAUACUAAACAGUUUCAUGAUAUUCUGUAGAUUUAUCUUGCCAGUGGUAAGCAUUUCAACGUUUACAUAAUAAAUUUGGUUUUCCAAUCUUUUUCACAUCAAGAAUGAAGGCACAGCGGAUUAUUAUUGGUGCAGAUAAGAACGAAAAACUGGCCGGCUAACCCACAAACCAAAUGUAGGCAAGUUUUGAAAAGAUAUGAUAUGGCUCUUACUGGGAAUCUGUCGAAAAAAUUAGAAUUUUUCCUUCCAAUCACGAAAUUAAUACUAUAGCCUGAAUUAAUUAUGUUGCUAUUCGUUUUGCCAUAUUGUUGUAUUGGCACAGAAAUUGGUGAUAUUGCCGUAAAAGAGUUGUCAAAGGGCACGUUAUGUUUCUGUGGUAAAAAAAGAAGUCCUUUUAAUCUGUUAGUUGCAGUUUAAAACUGGUUAGAGUGUGGAAGCCAGUGCUAGUACAAGAAAGGAGGGGUGGGUUGGUCAGUUUGUCAAGGAAAUUGCGGACAGUCCACAGCGAGAGGUAAAAAGGCGCGAUUUUACAUUCAGUUGUCAAUGGAAUUUAUGUGCUACUGACUUCUCAGGGUUUUAUUAACUUAACAACUGGAUUGAAAUUAACUUUUUUUAUUAAACGUGUUUUGGUAUUGAAUUA
Messenger RNA from Stylophora pistillata, 4870 nucleotides. RefSeq names its product constitutive coactivator of PPAR-gamma-like protein 1 homolog. Gene Ontology annotation, cellular component: nucleus. The record is from RefSeq and is a predicted model, not a curated record. NCBI's taxonomy places the organism in Eukaryota, Metazoa, Cnidaria, Anthozoa, Scleractinia, Pocilloporidae.